Molecule: messenger RNA, 1934 nt
Organism: Epinephelus fuscoguttatus (brown-marbled grouper)
Lineage: Eukaryota; Metazoa; Chordata; Actinopteri; Perciformes; Serranidae
Product: glutaredoxin domain-containing cysteine-rich protein 2
Exons: 6
Coding region: 168-920 (250 amino acids)
Biological process (GO): sensory perception of sound
Source: RefSeq, a predicted model, not a curated record
AGGAUUCAGGAGGAGAUGGACAGGCUAAGUAGGCAGAAUGUGCAAGCAGACAAGAGAGCCAACCAAGAGAUGGCACCACAGUGUCCAGCUGAUGUCAAUUCGCCCCAGGUAAGGAGCUCCUUGGAUGGACUGACACUCCCUCGGCGUCCUCUCCUCAAUCAGCCACCAUGGAGGAACUCCAGAGAAAACUGAAUCAGCGCUAUGAAGGCACCAAGCCCAGAAAGGUUAGGUUCAAGUUGGCGUCAUCCUACAGCGGCCGGGUGCUGAAGCACGUGUAUGAGGAUGGUCAGGAGCUGGACAGUCCAGAGGAGAAAUACCCUCACAGCUUCGUUCACCGCAAGAUCCCUCCCAGCCACCUGGAGGUGGAGCAGCUCUGUGGGUUUGAGGAUUCUCAUGGGGACCAACAAGGUGUCUAUCCUCCAACAGGGCUCAUUGCCCAGAGAAUAAACGUGUACAGAGGAAUGGGAAGCUACAAGCCUGCUGCAGGCCAGACUGAGGAAGCAGAGGAUGGUGCCAAAUCCCCAGUGUUGGACUUUGGCAAGAUCAUCAUCUACACCAGCAACCUGCGCAUCAUCAGAGCGCCACCGAGGAAGCCUGAAGCGUUACGGCACCACACAGUGCCUCCUCUGGACUUUGAGGGAUACCCAAAGGCCAGGGAGAGGGGCAGCAGGAGGAGGGCUAAAGCUCUUUGCACACAGGAAGGGGAGGAGAAGGAGGAGAAACAGAUCAGCGACACAGAGACCAAGGAGGCAGACAGCUGCCAGGAUUGUGGCGGUUCGGGCUGCGCUCCCUGCUCUCUGUGUCACGGUAGCAAGCUGUCCAUGCUGGCGAACCGCUUCAAUGAGUCCAUCAGUGAUCUGCGUUGCCAAGCCUGCUACCCCCAUGGUCUGGAGAAGUGCCAGUCCUGCUCCAGCAAAUAGCACUGUUUGGCUGACACCCAUGUCUGGCAGAGAGAGUGAGUGAGUGAAUGAGAGUGUGUAGCUGUGAGUGAGUGUGUGCCCGAUGUGCUAUGGGUUUGUCACAAUUGUCUCAGCGGCAAUAUUGCUCUAAUCCAAAGUGUUCUUGGUGGGGCGUUUCGAAGCACUACUAGGAAACAUAAGCCAUCACUGGAAAGGGGGAAUUAUGAAUUGUGCAGCGGGCAAAAAAUCAUAAAAUAGAAUUACUGUGUGCAGUGAACAUGGCUUGCGAUAACACAAACGCAUAAUCACUUUUUUGUUGUCAGGUUAUUUUGCAUCUGCACCCUUCUUUCUGACAAAACCGGGUUCCACGACAGAGUUAUCAGUUUAAUUAAAAUGAUGCAAACAUUUUGCUCUUUAUUUCAUCUACUGGGAAGGCUGCCCUGUUCCUAUCUCCUGUCUCUGUUCACCAGAGAGAAUGAAGCCCUUUGUAUCCCAACAUGUUGUACUAUACCAGGGUAACUGAUGCUUUAAUUUUUUUCUUUGUCAAAAUAGGGGGAGAGGAGACAGGGAGAUAAAGAGUUUUAGAUGGAGGGAUAAUAGGAACUACAGCCAAUAUGAGAGAUGAGAGCGAGUCAAAAGGAGACAGCUGCAUAAAUGGCAAUAAAAUAAAUCAAGUUUGAUCAAGUGCACUCCACCCACCAAUGGCAAAAUGCACUCCAGCUUUAAGGAAAGUGACACAGAGGCACUAUUUAGCAAGCUACUAGUGUCAGUGAAGAGUCAGUGUCACACUUUUUAAAGCCACAUUUAAAAAAAAAAAGAAAUACUGACUUUGGGUUGCAUAUCACUUUAUGAUGAGAUGAGAAGAAAAAGAGAACAGUGAAAUAGUUGAUAAUAUAACUGUAGGCCCGCUCAGGAGGUUAAAUGAUGGCAAUUAUAAUGUUUUCUUUUAUUAUUUUUUUAAUAAUCUCAUUCUCAGGUUAUUGCCAUUAAAAUUAGUUUCAAAGCUUUACCCACAGUUUUGGUAUAUGAAUGAAA